Molecule: messenger RNA, 1421 nt
Organism: Physcomitrium patens
Lineage: Eukaryota; Viridiplantae; Streptophyta; Bryopsida; Funariales; Funariaceae
Source: RefSeq, a predicted model, not a curated record
AUGGGUGAUGCAUAUGGAUGGAUGCUGUCCGUGGGUGGUGAGCUGCUUGCUUGUGCUGUGAUUAGGCGUUUAGGGAGUAGCUUGGAGUGGCGUUGCAAGCAUUUAGGGGAAUUGACCAGGGUAGGAGGUGAAGCCGAAGCUUCGAUGUCAUCUGCUGUGGACUUUGUAGAGGGCGGUACCCAAGACCCGUGCGAAGAUGCGUGCAGCAUCUGCCUUGAAACUUUUUGUGAAGAUGAUCCUGCCACCGUCACUAGCUGCAAGCACGACUAUCAUCUGCAAUGCAUUCUUGAAUGGUCGCAGCGGAGUACGGAGUGUCCAAUGUGCUUGCAACCACUUAGUUUGAAAGAUCCUGACAGCCAAGAGCUGCUGAAAGCAGUUGGGCAAGAACGGACAUUACGCCGGAAUAAGAUGCAGGCCUCUCACAUUUACCGUCGAUCCCCAGCUGAGGAGUAUGAGUUCGAACGAUUUGCACCCUACGGGGACGAAGGUUGCAUUAUGCAGCAUUUGGCGGCGGCAGCAAUGGGCCGGAGAGAACAUAUUCGCUUUCGGCCAUCCACUACUGCCCAAGGUCAUCCGCAUUUUGUUGUUGUGUCUGGUGCACCUGCAGGAGCAUCGUCUUCCCCUGCAUCCAGUUCGCCAGUUGUAUCCCCUCCUCAAAGUACAAAUGGCGAGGCAUCUCUAGGAGCCGUCUUCUCAUUUCCUCAUUAUUCUGCUCCCAAUAGGGACGGUAGCUCAGCUAACUCUCCAACCAUUAGAUCACGGAGCCUUGAGUCGGAGGAGCAUGCAACUUCUUCAUCAGAGUCUCUAGAUACCUUUGCAUCUCGUUUGGUCGCAGCAUCUUCAAGGUACAAGGAGUCCCUGAGUAAGAGUACGAAGGGAUUCCGUGAAAGGUUGCGAACUCGUGGUGGUAUCAUGCAAGACCUUGGUGCACGGGCACGAGAGAUGAGUGCAGGGAUGGCACGGGCGUUAGAAAGGAUGUCUGUAGAGACAGGAACUGAUCGGUCAGAUGCGGCCAGCUCUCUUCCUGGGCAGCCUUCUGGCACUACCCAUCACCCACCCGAUCAUCCUCCUGAUCGCCCUGAUUCUGGCCAUUCUUCAGGAGGGUCGCCGAGUAGCCACUCUGCCGUCACUCGCACAACUCCAAGCCCCACUUCAGCACCUGAACUAAGUACAGGGACAGAACACUAGGUUUAAAACUACUUAGUUCAAACAUAUCACUUUCGAAUAAGAGCGGAUGCUGGCAUCCGUCCUACGCCAGCUGCAAAGUAACGUGUAUAGAAAUAGAACAUAUUACACUGGAUACUAACUGUAUAGAGUUGGAACACCAUACUUAAGCGGUAAUGAGUGAGAUGAUUCAAAGCAAUUUGGUAACUCAUAUUGCCUUGGAGAGCAAAAUGGUAAUUUGCAACCUUGAACUGUGA